This is a messenger RNA of Rotaria socialis, 3558 nucleotides long. The record is from the annotation of a GenBank genome assembly. Lineage: Eukaryota; Metazoa; Rotifera; Eurotatoria; Philodinida; Philodinidae.
AUGAGUUCGCAAGUACUAGAGAAGAUUUUAAAUUUAUUUGAUAAUUUUCAAACUAUUGGAAAACCUCUUCAAAUAAAUAUCGAGCAAGAUUUAUUACCAAUUAUUCCGCUUCCAAGAAAAAUAAUUAUUGAUCUUCUUACUGAUGAAAGAAUGCCCAAGAUUUUUUACUUAUCAGAAGAUCAAAAUACAGUUUGUUUUCAAAACAAUCUUCGUUUAUGUGCAACGGAUCAAAAUAAAGGGGGUUCAUGUAAUUCAUCAUCAUGCGACGAACUUCAUAUUUGUAAAAAUUAUCUUUUAAAUAUUAAUUGUUUACAAUUUGAUAAUUCUGGAAGAUGUUUACAUUCUCAUUCAUUAUUAACAAAACAUAAUAAGAAUAUUCUUGACAAAUUAAAUUUACCAUCUGAAGAUGAACGAACAUUUGCACUGAUUACUCAUUUAAUAAGAAUUUCAUUAUCAUUGAACAAUCCAUCGAAUUUAAUUUUACAAACAUUGGAUGGGCAAAAAAUAACAGAUAAUUUAAUUGAUUUAUGGCUAAAUGGCCAUAAACCUUUCUUGCGUGAUAAAAAAUUCAUUAAUGAAAAUACCGUUCAACUUAUAUUUGAGGACGAUGAAAUUGCUUCAAUGAUGGAAAAUUUCAUAAUGGAAAAUCAUCGAAGAACAGUAUUAAUAAAGAAAAAUCUCUCAUUUGAUGAAAUAUCAUCUUUGAAUAAAUCAAAAAUCUUUCAAAUACAAGAUCAACUUAUUUCAAAUUCGAAUCAUGAUCGACAAGAGAAAGAUCUUGAUAAUGAAGUUGAAUCAUCAACUUCACAAAGUUCUUCAACAUUCGCUCAACAAUUCAAAAGUAAUGAGAAAGAUGUAUACUUAAAUAAAUCUCCAAGUGAAUAUUCCAACCGUAUUGGUACAUUUGGACGAGGUCGUGGAAAAAAACAAUUAAAUAAUGUUCCACCAUCACCUUCGUUAUCAUCAAAAGAAAAUUUAUCUUGUUUGUAUAAUAGUACGUCACCUGAAAUUAGUAGAAAAAAUCAAUUAUCAUCUCUCGAUUCAUUGAAAGCAAAUGAAAAAAAAAUUAUAUUUUCUCAACGUCUUUAUUCAAUGAAAGUUGAGGAUACUUCACAAAGCACUAAACCAAAACUGGUUGAUAAUAAUACAAAUACAAUAUCAGAAAUAAAUAACAAAGAGAAAAAUCAUGAUGUAGAUAAGUUUUCUUAUCAUAACACGUCUCAAUUAAAUAAUUCAUCACAUUCAACAAAAUUCGAACAGCAAGAAAAUAAUCAAUAUGAAAUUCAUAAUCAUAAUUCACCGUCAAAUAAUGAUUCUAGUGGAGUUAAAUUGCCUCAAAAUGUCUCAUCCAUGUGUUCAGAUGUUAAUUCGAAAACACGGUUUGUUCUUCGUGGAUAUGAUACAAAAAGUAAAGAAAAAAGUAUAGUUCGGCAAAGAAGUCAAACACCAGUGAAUUACAUUUACAAAAAGCAAUUUACUGAUCAAAAUUUGUGUUAUCUUCUUGGUCCUGGCAAAGAACAUAUUGUUGAAAAUGAUCAAUGUCAAAUAUUAGCUUUUUUACCAUCGGGAUAUUGUCGAUCGGCCAAUAUUGAACAAGGAAAAGAUAUUGAAAAACGAUUGUAUUCGAUUUUAUCUGAUACAUUAAAUAUUGAAACCCUAAAAAUUAAUAAUCAUCUUGCACUGCUUGUUUGCUCACCAGCUGCUGAAUAUAUUUUUCAACAAAGUCAAACACACUAUGCUAUCAUUACUGAACCAUCACAAGUUCAUGUCAAUAUUGACGUAAUAAAUGAAUCAACCACUAAUCAAAAACGAUCAUCACCAGUAUCAACUAAAAAUAACGCAUCGUCUUCUAUUGAGAAAAGCGAUUCACAACAAUUUUCAUCGGAUGGAAAAUUUCAUAUAAGUGCAACUGAUUCAUCAAUGAGUGUUAUUUCUGGUGAUAUAAGUCAAAUUCCAGUUGAUAUGAUGAUAUGCGUAAGUACAUCGAAUAAUUUACGUGAUAGUAUUCUUCGUCGUGCUGGGAUUCAAAUUGAGUCUCAAUAUAAGGAGCGUUAUCGUCCAACGGAUGCUUUACUUCUUGAUGGGGGUUCAACUGCAGCACGAAAAAUACUCUUUGUACCUUGGCAAACAGAAGUUGAACAAACAGAAACAACAAAAACUCAAAAAUCCUUAUCCGAUUUAAUCAAAUGGUGCAUUGAACAAGCACAUCAAAGAAAAAUGAAAUCAAUCUCGUUUCCACCGAUUGGUACUGGUCAACUUGGUCUUGAUCCAGCUUUUGUUUGCGAAGCAAUGAUUAGUGCGGCAAGUGAACGCUUACAUCAGUAUAAAAUGGAUGUUCUAUUUGUUAUUUAUUCAUCAACUGGACUCAAUAGUCAUCAUGAUAAUGAUGAUGAAUGUUAUCAAAUUUUUAGAAUUUAUCUUGAUAGUCUUAAUGAACAGAUUAAAUCUAUUAAAGUCGCGACAUCAGCAAUUAAUAAUCAACAACAAAUGUCAAAGAGUUUUGAUAUGGAAAAAACAUCUAUUCAACGAGAUAUACUAGGUAAACGUGUGUUAACAUUAUCAAAUUCAUCAAAUAUAAUUGAAUAUCAUCAUUUAUUGAUAAAAUCAUUGGAAAAUUUGAUGUACGAAAAAAUAUUCGAUUUAUCAUUAAUUGAAUCAACAUUAAUUGAUAAAAUCGAUUUGUUAAUUGAUAUUUGUUUACAAUAUCAUGUUCAUCCACAUAUUGAUUUUGUUCGAAAAGAAUUAAAACUUUAUGGCGAUAAAGAUUCAUGCUUUCAAUGUUUUUCUAAUCUUCGACACGACAAAAAAGUUCAUCAAUAUACUUAUGUAUUUACGCAACAUGGAGAAAAGUCCGACGAAAACAAAAUAAAUUCAUUUAUUUCAUUAAAAAUCGAUGAAGCUUUCGCUGUUGAAGAAUCAAAUAUUUGUGUAAACGAUAAUGAUCAAACAAUUUUAAAUAUUGAUUUAAAUCAUUUACAAAUAAAAAUUAAUGGAAUCAGAGACUCUGCUUAUCUUAUUAAAAGACAAAUCAAUCUUGGUCCAAAAAUAAAAAUUCCAUCAUCAUGGUCUUCAUCUUUGCUUAUGAUUCGUACAAAUGUAAUAAGCAAAUCUUCAUAUGAAUCAUUACAAUGUUUUCAAGUGUUCUAUCAAACAAUGGCGAAAGAUAGUUGGCAAAUUGAACGAAUUGAUUCAAUUGAAAAUUAUCCUUUAUAUAUUCAUUUUAUGAAUAAAAGGACGCAAGAAAGUCAAUUAUAUUUUCAUGGUUGUUCUUAUUCAUCAAUUCAAUCGAUCAUUCAUUAUGGUUUACAUUCGACAAAUGCUUCGAUUUAUGGUGAUAAAUUUGAAAAUCAAUCAAUUAGAUCAAUAUGCUUGACACGCGAUGCGUUAAAUAGUCAUUUGUAUGGAAGUCGUCGUUCAACUGACGGAAAACACUAUAUAUUUACUCUACAAUUAGCUAAAUACGAUUUAAAUGAUGAUUUUAGCUUAUUGCAAAAUGAAGAUACCCAUUUAGCUUUACCAACACAUUUAAUUGUUUAUCAACGACGAAAAAAUAAUUAA